Molecule: messenger RNA, 2690 nt
Organism: Amphiprion ocellaris (clown anemonefish)
Lineage: Eukaryota; Metazoa; Chordata; Actinopteri; Pomacentridae
Gene: agfg2
Product: ArfGAP with FG repeats 2
Exons: 14
Coding region: 145-1626 (493 amino acids)
Molecular function (GO): GTPase activator activity
Source: RefSeq, a predicted model, not a curated record
CGUUGGGGUGAAGCCGCAUAAAAGCGUUUCCACAAUGCGGGCGUGAGGUGCUCCGUGUGGUUAACGGAGGGGGAUCCGGGAGGACAGCGGAGGGCCUACCGGGGGCACACCGAGCCUUGCCUGUCGGGCACCGGCCAGGAUAAAAUGUCGAACCGAAAGCACCGGGACAACCAAGAGAUCUGCGCCCGCAAGGUCCGGGAGCUGGCCCAGUCUGGAGUAAACAAACACUGCUUCGAGUGCAACCAACCCGGGGUGACUUACACCGACAUCACGGUGGGCAGCUUCGUGUGCACGUCGUGCUCCGGAAUGCUGAGAGGCCUCAACCCUCCCCACAGAGUCAAGUCUAUCUCCAUGACAACUUUCUCCCAACAGGAAGUGGAAUUCCUGCAAAACCAUGGCAACGAGGUUGGGAGAAGGACCUGGUUAUGUGUGUUUGACCCGAAGGCCGAUGGCUGCUCUGACAUGAAGGACUCUCAGAAGUUCAAAGAGUUCCUUCAGGAUAAAUAUGAGAAGAAAAAAUGGCAUUUUUCCAAAAGUAAGAACCGGCGGGAUGUAGAGGGUCCUUGGAGUCCCGGGGUCCAGGCUGUACCCCCUUCCCAUGGUCCCUUAGCAAACCAGGGCCCUUCCCAUAAUUUACCACCUAAUGCCAGAUCCACAAGGCCACUGUCUCAGUCCCAGCUGCCUUCGUGGGAUCGAGCUCCUGCCAUCUCGCCUGCCGACAUGCGGACGGACGUGUUCACCGCUCGGCCAUCGCGCUCCCAAAGCUUCAGAGACCCCCCUCUGAAAGAUCCAACCCUGUGUGGGAUUGAGAGACAGCGGCCAGGCUCCCUGUCGUCAGCACUGGGAGCUCAGAGCCACGGCCCCUCAUUCCCUGCCCUUCCACGGCCCUCAGCCAGUAGCUCUUUCAAAAACCACUUCACUUUAGGACGGACGGUGUCGGCCUCGGGGGCCACAGGGCCUUUCAGGGCCUUUCCUAAGUCGCUCAGCGUGGACUUCGGAGGUCUGAACCAUCCCCAGCCUCAGCCUCUGCCACAGUCUCUGUCCCAGCCACAGCAGCAGCAGCUGCCUGCAAAUGUUGGUCAGACAACACCGCCGGUCAGCAGCUCCAGCUCCCAGGACAGGUACGCUGCUGUGUCACACCUGGACAGCGUCUUCUCUGACACAUCAUCAGCCCCAGCUCCACCUGGUGGCCCUCCGCAGUACAGCACCAUCUUCGGCAGCAGGCUCUCAUCCAGCUCCACUCCUGCCAGUUCCCCCGGUGUCGAUACUGUCUCCAGCUCCCAAACCUUUGCAAAUUUCCCCAACCCAUUCAGUUCCAGCUCCAGCUCGGCUUCCCAGCAGCCUGUUGCCCUCUCCCCCAGUAACCCCUUCAGCAACGCAUCAGGAGGUGACUCCAGUGCGUUCGUCACUUCGCCCACCUCAGUUUUUCCUCCGUCCACCUCCUUCCCAUUGCCUGCCGCUCAGAAUGCAUUUCCUCAUGAGUCAGCCACUAAUCAGGAAGCCAACGGUUUCGCCUCUUUCCCUGCGUCCGACUCUCAGUCCAAAAUCCCUCGACCCAUGUCAGUGAACCCGUUUACGGGGAAUGUUUACCCCAGUCGGGGGACAUCGAAAAAUCCUUUCAUCUGACCCCUCCUUACUUCACCCAACCACCCUUCUCUGGGAACCGAGGGAGGAGUGAACUUGAGGAGUCGCUGCCAUUUCAAUGCCUCUGGAGUAUUUUCACCCUGUCGGGGAGGGUUGGAUGUCCACGCAGACGCCCACUCCUCCCUCCCCGACUCCCCUCCGCUCUCCCCUAUCUGUCUGUGUUUACGUGUUUGUGAAGGAACAAAAAAAUGUGCGAAUGUAAUUAUGAAAUCCGUGUUUGUACGUGCGAGAGUUGUCGGCCUGCUGUGUUCGUACCACGUGACAUGAAGUCAGAAAAAGGUGUUAGUGUGCCAGUAGACGCCACCUCAGGGCUCUGUGGGAGUCACGAGUAAACGACGCCUCUAUGAUUUUCUUUUGCAGAAAUGCACACUUACAUGCACACAUAUUACACACACAUGUUGCUGCUGCUAUUUUGCUUUCAUCUCCUGCUUAGAAAUGCAAAAAAAAAAAAAAAACCCAGCCCCACCGGUAGUAAAUACGUUGUCUCCUGCUUUAAAACUUUUCAAACUCAGUGGUCCAUAGGAGAAGCCAGCAGAGAGCCCAACCCUGCAUCACGAGUUUCUACACAUGGUCUUAACAGCCUUAACAGCCUCCUGAUGCAUGUGAAUUAGCGUUGAAAGAUAAGACAGGCUUGUUUCUAUGGUGUGUGUGUGUGUGUGUGUGUGUGUGUGUGUGUGUGUGUGUGUGUGUGUGAGUGUGAGAUUGUGUGUGUGUGUGUAACAUGUCGGCAUAUGUCACCGUUUUUUUUUUGUUUUUUGUUUUUUUAUUUUUCUUUCCUUGCAAGGAGAAUCUACGUUUUUCCACUCUCAGGCUGCAUGCGCUUAGAGGGCUAAAAGGAGAUGCUACUGAAUGUAAAAGUAAUUUCAGAAUAACUAAAUGUGUAUAAAAACUUCAUGUACCUGACCAAAAUGUUUUCUCGCUUUUUUUUGGAUGAGGCGAAGUUUGAUUCCCUUAUUUUGCCAAAAAACAAAAGAGAAGAGAUUCAUGUAACAACAUCUUUGUAAUGACAAGUAUUCAUGUUCAUAAAAUCAGUUUGUUGCUUCUUA